Alternaria arborescens is the source of this 423-nucleotide messenger RNA. RefSeq lists its product as hypothetical. Gene Ontology annotation, biological process: endosome organization. The transcript has 2 exons. Gene Ontology annotation, cellular component: BLOC-1 complex. The coding region runs from base 1 to 423 and encodes 140 amino acids. NCBI's taxonomy places the organism in Eukaryota, Fungi, Ascomycota, Dothideomycetes, Pleosporales, Pleosporaceae. The record is from RefSeq and is a predicted model, not a curated record.
AUGUCCGCCAUCCCAGUGUCUGAACUGGGCCUCAACUCGAGCGAGAGCAGAUAUCUCCAGCAACAAAUUGCCGCCUCACAGCACGGCUCCAAUUCAUCGCGUGCUGCCUCUCACGCCUCCAGCCAAGGCCGUCUCCUCCUGGAUCCUUCUAGUUUGCAGGCGCUCAGCGCCCACUUUGACCGUCUAAUGUACUCUAUCCAGCAGCGCUGGCAGUAUCUCACCCAGCAGACACAAACAGCAACCCAAGUGCAGUACGACCGCGCAGGCAAUGCCAUGCAAAUGGCUGAUGCUGAAAUCGCCCGCUUCCGCGCAAUCCUCCACGAAAUCGAUGAACUGCAAGUAGAAUUCGAUACAGUCCGUCGCAUUGGAGAGAUUGUCAAAGGAUUCAAGUCACGCGUCGACCGUCUGGAUCGCCGGAUAUGA